This is a messenger RNA of Mercurialis annua (annual mercury), 1538 nucleotides long. Its product is annotated as porphobilinogen deaminase, chloroplastic. Gene Ontology annotation, cellular component: cytoplasm. The record is from RefSeq and is a predicted model, not a curated record. Gene Ontology annotation, molecular function: hydroxymethylbilane synthase activity. The transcript is spliced from 5 exons. Gene Ontology annotation, biological process: heme biosynthetic process. The coding region runs from base 185 to 1288 and encodes 367 amino acids. Lineage: Eukaryota; Viridiplantae; Streptophyta; Magnoliopsida; Malpighiales; Euphorbiaceae.
UAUAAAGAAAUAGAAGAAGAGCAAAGUGCAGGAUAACAAAACCAAAGUUAUCCAUCCCAAUAUCCUAUCCAGCCGAUCCACACUGGGAUGCGCCCCACACGACCAAACCAUUCGCUUCAAAGUUAACCCAUUUCUCACCUAUUUCUUCCUUUCAAUCCCACAAAUUAACUUAAACAAUCCAACAAUGGAUGCUCUAUCUUCAACCCAUCUUCUCAUGAGAAUGUCUCCUCCCUCUUGCCCUGCCAUCGGCUUCUCUGCUCCUCCGUUAUCUUCUCCAAAUCCCAAUUGCUUCAGCAAACACUCUUUCAGAUUCACAGCUAGAGCCUCUCUUGCUGUUGAACAGCAGACUAAGGUUGCUCUCAUUCGAAUUGGCACCAGAGGAAGCCCGCUAGCACUUGCUCAGGCUCAUGAGACGCGAGACAAACUUAUGGCAAAGCAUUCAGAGUUAGCUGAAGAAGGGGCUAUUCAGAUUGUGAUUAUAAAGACAACAGGAGAUAAAAUAUUGACUCAACCACUAGCAGACAUUGGUGGUAAAGGCUUAUUUACUAAAGAAAUUGAUGAGGCGCUGUUAAAUAGCGAAAUUGAUAUUGCUGUCCAUUCCAUGAAAGAUGUUCCUACAUAUUUGCCGGAGAAGACAAUUCUCCCUUGCAAUCUUCCACGAGAGGAUGUUAGAGAUGCAUUUAUUUCAUUGAAUGUAUCGUCACUAGCUGACCUUCCGGCUGGGAGUGUCAUUGGUACUGCUUCGCUGAGACGAAAGUCGCAAAUUCUGCACAGAUAUCCUUCACUUAGUGUUCUAGACAACUUCCGUGGUAACGUUCAGACUCGUUUGAGAAAGCUCAACGAGGGGGUCGUCCAGGCAACACUGUUGGCAUUAGCUGGACUUAAACGGUUAAAUAUGACAGAAAAUGUAUCCUCAAUUCUUUCAAUUGACGACAUGCUACCAGCAGUUGCCCAAGGGGCAAUUGGAAUUGCCUGUCGAACCAAUGACGAUAAAAUGGCUAAUUACCUAGCUUCAUUGAACCAUGAGGAAACAAGACUUGCGGUAGUAUGUGAAAGGGCCUUCCUGGAAACCUUGGACGGGUCAUGCCGCACACCAAUUGCUGGAUAUGCUUCUAGAGAUGAGAAUGGUGAUUGCAUUUUCAAAGGGCUAGUGGCUUCUCCUGAUGGAACCCGAGUACUUGAAACUUCUAGAAAGGGUCCAUAUGCUGAGGAUGAUAUGAUCAAGAUGGCAAAGGAUGCUGGAAGGGAACUACUACUGCAGUCAGGCCCCGGAUUCUUCGAUAGUUGAACAACUUUGUUGUAGCUUAAGAAGCGUAGAAAAUCAAGGUUUGUUUUUUUGGUAGGGCUAGCACUCUAGGAGGCUUCAUGAUCCUUUAUUCUUGAGCUAUUUAUCAUUUCAUAAGGAUGAAUUGUUGUAUGAUUUCAUGUAAUUUGUAAAUUAGAAUAGAGUAUUUGAAGGUUAACACGGCCAGGUUAGGAUCCUCCUGUAUGGUGCAUCCAUAACUAAUGAAAAAAGCCAAAUUUUUUUGUUUGCUUAA